CUCACGACGAUCGAAGUUAUUCUUCAUGGGCAAGCACGAUUGGAAGAACAAUGGGACACCAAACUUGUUCGAUUGGAAGCUUUGUUGGGGAUUAAUGCUCCAACAAUGAGCAAGAUCAAGACAAGGAGGAGUAUAUUGGAAUCUCGCCUAUGGAAGGUCCACUUUUCGGUACUUGUUGUGAAGAGUAUGAGAAUUUUGAUGAUGAGGAGGCGAUAG
Messenger RNA from Linum tenue, 216 nucleotides. The record is from the annotation of a GenBank genome assembly. NCBI's taxonomy places the organism in Eukaryota, Viridiplantae, Streptophyta, Magnoliopsida, Malpighiales, Linaceae.